AUGCUCACUCGCAACGUCGCUAGCAUUUUCUCCUUGGUUUUCGCUGCGCUUUCUAUUACCGCAAAUGCCGUACCCACACCAGAGGAGCCAUUGAAUGAGGAGGUCUUGGCGAGACAGUAUGACUGUGGCGAGGUCUCUGUAUCCGUCGCACUCCUUCGGGGUUAUAGCCCCAGCGCCGAGGAUCACUUCUACACGACUAACGCCAUCGAGAUGGAGAAGGCAGUCUCCAAGCUGGGCUAUAAGUCCGAGGGCGAUCCCGGCCGUGUAUUUUCUUCCCAAGUUGGGGUGACGAUCCCUCUCUACCGCAUGUACAGCGCGACAGCGACGGACCACUUCUACACCACGUCCAAGUCGGAGGCAGACAAUGCAGUAGACAAACUAGGCUACACCGCAGAGGGCACCACUGCCUUCGUCUAUUCCGACCAAAUCUGUGGCAGCAUCCCAUUCUACCGCAUGUACAGCCCUACCGCGACCGACCACUUCUACACGACGUCGGAGAGCGAGAGAGACAAUGCCAUCGCCAACCUCGGAUAUGUCGAUGAGGGUAUCCAGUGCUACAUUCUCCCUACCGAUGACUAAUCUUGGAUUCACAUGUUUCGAUUCAACACUGCAUUUUGAUAUCUUGAUCUCUGUGGUUCAUUGGCAUGGGCUUUUCUUACAGUACUUAUGUUGGUCCCUACAAGGUUCCGUCUGAAUAAGCGUAAUCCCUUUCUUUCGAAUCCGGUCACUAGUAUCUGCUUGAUGUAUUACAAUGAGCAUGCUUGGAUCUGUAAUGUGAGAAGAAGCCCUGCCGACUCGCGGAAGUCCCGGACGAAUAUCCAGGUCUUGGUAGCUACAAUCGUCCGAUGAGAGCAUCCAGAUUGAACACUGAAUCGUGAUUAGAGUUAGUCUAUGUAAAGCGACCAGCUCCGCAUAACAUCCGAGACAAUAUCAUCUCCAAUCCGUGGCGGAUCUCGAGUCUUACUGCCGUAUGCUCUCUAUAUAACCGUGGC
Molecule: messenger RNA, 992 nt
Organism: Laetiporus sulphureus 93-53
Lineage: Eukaryota; Fungi; Basidiomycota; Agaricomycetes; Polyporales; Laetiporaceae
Exons: 3
Coding region: 1-579 (192 amino acids)
Source: RefSeq, a predicted model, not a curated record